AUGGUGGCGAUUAUACAUGCAGUGCUGAUUGCUGCUUUGACUACAGUCGUUUUUGGACAGCCUGGUAGGUUGCCUAGAAUCAGUACAGAUGGUCAAUGUGGACCCAGUAGUGGUACCACAUGUCCAAACAACAGUUGCUGCUCUGAAUCUGGACAAUGUGGACUUUCCAGUGAGUAUUGUGGAACAGGUUGUCAGAAACCCUUUGGAGCCUGCUGGGAAACUACCGUGUCGCCUGUCUUGGGUGGCGAGCGUGCAGUCAGUAUAAACGAUCGAUGUGGACCAGGUUUUGAAACUAGGUGUCCUGGCAAUAAAUGCUGCUCUCAGGGAAAGCUCUGUGGUACCGAUGAUGGCCAUUGUCAAAACGGAUGUUUGUUUGGAUACGGACUCUGUCUUGAAGUUUCUAGUCCUACUACUUUACCCAACGGUCUUACAAUUGUUCCCCGCCAAUGUGGACCAGAUAUCGGUGUCAAAUGCGCCGGAUCGAGUUGCUGCUCCAAAGACGGGAAAUGCGGCAAUGAUGGAAAUCAUUGCAACGAAAACUGCUUGGAGGGAUACGGAACUUGCUGGGAUUAUGGCGUACCAUUGGGUUUAAGUGCUGGGUUUUCAUAUACCAAGAACGGUCAAUGUGGAAAAGAGUUUGGCACCAAAUGCAAUCCAGGUCAUUGCUGCUCCAAAGAUGGGAAAUGCGGAUCCGGCAAAGGGUAUUGUGAAGCAGGCUGUCAAAAAGGAUACGGACGUUGUUGGAAAUACAGCCCACCAACUUAUGCAGUGGGCGAGGCUCCGCGCAAUGCGAAUAAUAAGUGUGGGCAAGAUCUCGGUGGUAAUGGGAAAUGUAAGAACGACCAAUGUUGCUCCAGGAGUCAAUACUGUGGAGCCUCGCUCUAUUAUUGCGGAGUAGGAUGUAUUCCCCAAUUCGGAACUUGCCUAGGAACUACCCCAUCAGAUGACGGACCUUUUCCCAGCACAGACGGUCAGUGCGGAUCAGAUAUCAAUACCAAAUGUCCAAAUGGGGGAUGUUGCUCUAAAAAUGGAGUCUGUGGAACAACUAGCGGUUAUUGCGGAAAGAACUGUCAAGAGGGCUAUGGAGUCUGUUGGGGUCCUAAUGGACUACCCAAAUCACCACCACCACCCAAAUCACCACUAGCUAAAUUACCACCACCAGUCGAGUCACCAUCAACCAAACUAAAGGAUGGAUACCCAAUUAGUGUAAACAAUCGAUGCGGAAAGAUGUUUGGCACUAGAUGUCCAGAUGCACUAUGCUGCUCUGGAAAUGAAUUCUGUGGAAAAACUCUUUUUCAUUGUGGAAAAGAUUGCCAGAAAGACUUUGGAGUUUGCUGGGAUACUACCCAACUACUCGAAUCACUACCACCAGUCGAGUCGGGAUUACCACCAGCCGAGUCAGAAUCACCAUCACCAGCUAAAUCAUCAACACCAGUCGAGCCAUCACCUGAACCAAAAUCUGGGCACCCAGUCAGUAAAGACAAUCGAUGCGGAAAGGUAUUCGGCACUAAAUGUCCAGACACACUAUGCUGCUCUGGAGAUCAUUUCUGUGGAAAAACUAAAGGUCAUUGUAAAGAGAACUGCCAGAAAGACUAUGGAGUUUGUUGGGAUACUAAUAAACCACCCAAAUCACCAGCAAAACCAAAAGCACCAGCACCAAAACCUGACUAUCCAGUUAGUGCAGAUGGUCAAUGUGGAAAAGAAUUCGGCACGAGAUGUUCAGACACACUAUGCUGCUCUAGAAGUGGACUCUGUGGAGACACUGAUCCUCAUUGUGGAAAGGGCUGUCAAGAGGGCUAUGGAAUUUGUUGGGGUGAUAUUGAACUUACCGAAUUACCAGUACAACCACCACCAGCCAAAUUACCGCCAGCCAACUCAAAAGUUGACUAUAUAACUAGUACAGACGGUCUAUGUGGAAAGAAGUUCGGCCUUAACUGCUCAGGCAGAGACUGCUGCUCUAAAAGUGGAUUCUGUGGAGAAUCUCCCGGUUAUUGUGGAAAGGGCUGCCAGAAAGACUAUGGAGUCUGCUGGGAUGGUGAUGAACCACCCAAACCACCCAAACCACCACCCAAACCACCAGCCAAAUUACCGCCAGCCAACUCAAAAUCUGGGCGUCCAGUUAGUGUAAACAAUCAAUGUGGAUGGAUUCUUGGUACUCAAUGCUCAGGCAAAGACUGCUGCUCUGGAAAUGGAUUCUGUGGAGACACUGUUGGCUAUUGUGGAAAGGGCUGUCAGGAGGGCUAUGGAGUCUGCUGGGAUGGUGAUGAACCACCCAAACCACCAGCUAAACCAACAGUUGAGUAUCCAAUUAGUGCAGAUGGUCUAUGUGGAGAUGAAGUCGGCACUAAAUGUCCAGGCAAAGAAUGCUGUUCUAAAAGUGGAUUCUGUGGAAAAACUGUUGGCUAUUGUGGAAAGGGCUGUCAGGAGAGUUAUGGAGUCUGCUGGGAUGGUGAACCACCCAAACCAAAAGUCGAGUAUCCAGUUAGUGCAGACGGUCGAUGUGGAGAAGGAUUCGACACCAGAUGUCCAGGCAAAGAAUGCUGUUCUAAAAGUGGAUUCUGUGGAAAAACUGUUGGCUAUUGUAGAGAUGGUUGCCAGAAAGACUAUGGAGUCUGCUGGAAUGAUGAACCACCCAGAUUACCUUCCAAACCAACAGUUGAGUAUCUAAUUAGUGCAGAUGGUCGAUGUGGAGAAGGAUUCAGCACUAAAUGUCCAGGCAAAACAUGCUGUUCUGGAAGUGGAUUCUGUGGAAAAACACCUUCUCAUUGUGGAAUAGGCUGCCAGAAAGACUUUGGAUUCUGCUUGACACCUGAAGCACUAGCCAGGUUUUUAGCUAAAUCGACAACAACACAAUCGCCAUCAACAACAACACAAUCAUCAGCACAACCAAAAGCACCAGCAUCAGCACCAAAAACUGACUAUCCAAUCAGUAAAAACAAUCGAUGUGGAGAAGGAUUCAACACCAAAUGUCCAGGCAGAACAUGUUGCUCUGGAAGUGGAUUCUGUGGAAAGACUAAAUCUCAUUGUGGAAAAGGCUGCCAGAAAAACUAUGGAUUCUGCCUGAAGCCUGAAGCACUAGCCAGGUUAAAAGGCGAGUUGUAG
Molecule: messenger RNA, 3102 nt
Organism: Batrachochytrium dendrobatidis JAM81
Lineage: Eukaryota; Fungi; Chytridiomycota; Chytridiomycetes; Rhizophydiales
Exons: 2
Coding region: 1-3102 (1033 amino acids)
Molecular function (GO): chitin binding
Source: RefSeq, a predicted model, not a curated record